Molecule: messenger RNA, 2505 nt
Organism: Toxoplasma gondii ME49
Lineage: Eukaryota; Apicomplexa; Conoidasida; Eucoccidiorida; Sarcocystidae
Product: CRAL/TRIO domain-containing protein
Exons: 3
Coding region: 703-2073 (456 amino acids)
Molecular function (GO): phosphatidylinositol transfer activity
Source: RefSeq, a predicted model, not a curated record
ACCUUCAGGCUUGUCGGUCCCGUGAAGAGCCACAGCGAAAGAGGCCGGAACUCCGAAAGAGAGUUUUUCACUGCUCUCAACUUUUCCGCUGGAAAGAAAUUUAGGACUCAAGAGCGCCUCUCUCUCGAGCUUCAAGCGAAAGGAAUCUCUUCGCACUCCGGGCUCCAGGCAACUAGCUGCGGCUCUUCUUUGCGGUUUUCCGGCUUUUCUCGGCUUUAAAAAACUUCAAAUCGACUUCUUUUUGUCCCCGGACUGAAGGCGAUUUCUCGCUCCCCUUUGUCCCUGCUUACUUCCAGUUGUUUCGAGCCUUCUCGGCGUUCGCUUCUCCCGUGCAGCCUUCAGCGGGCCUUCCGCGGUUUUUUCGAAAAAAGAGAACUCAGCCAAUUCUCUUCUCUCCGCCGCUGUACUUUUCAUAACAUCCGCGUUUUUCCGUCUCUCUGCUCUUUUCUCUGGGUUUUGUGCAUUUCUCAAACGAAGGCUUGGGCUGCUUUAUCGCUCCCGUGUCCUUCUCUUUCAAAUUCUCUCUCUCCUCAUUUUUCCUUGCUUCUCCUUCUCUCACCUUCUCCUUCUCUUUCUCUCUCGUUGUUCUUUUCUCACCUUCUUCUGCCCUCAGCUUCUCCUCUUCCUUCCGCCGCCUCUUGAGUUUGUUUCUUCUUUUUCUGCGGCUUUCUCCCCUUGGAUUCUUCCUCUUUUGUGUCUGCGAUGGCUGCGCCGCACGAGAGAGAGCCUUGCCCGGCCGGCGACGUCUCUCGAGGGAGCUCUGGGGGAUUCUCUGCCGAGAAGUCAGGCGCGGCGUCAGUAUCGGCCGCGCCUCCGGCGUCGGGAGGGACUGGUGGAGUUCCUCCUUCUCACGAGGAGAAAGACAAGGCAGCGGACGCAGAACAAGGAGACGCGACCGAGCAGUCGCAGUCGAGAGCCGCGAAUCCGAGAGGAGGUCCGCCUCCCCUACUCGCCAAGCCGGCUCCACGCCUCUCCGACUUGCCUUCUUCGCUUUUCUCUCCUGAACAGAAAGCGAAGGUGGAGGAGCUGAGACGUCGGAUCGACGACCUCGCGAUCGAGGCUGAGACAAGCGUCUCAGCCUCCUCCUCAGUUGCCCAGGAAAACGGCGGAACCUCCGCCGACGCUGUGGCGCAGAAGCAGGCGCCCGAGAGGACCAGAAGCUCUUCAUGGUUUUCCUGGAAGUCGGCCAUCUCGUUCAGCUCAACUGCGAAGGAGGACGAGAAGAAGAACAUGCCGCAGGAGGUGACGACGCUGCAGUGGGAAGAGCUCUUGUGGGUGGACGACGACCUCCUGCUGUCGCGCUACUUGAGGAGCUACGGCUGGAACGUUGCAGAGGCACACAAGCAGCUGCUGAGGACUCUCGCCUGGAGAAGAGAAAGAAAACCGCAGAGCAUUUGUCCUGCAGACGUCAUAGACGUUGCUCAGAAAGGAAGCAUCUACCGGCGAGGAUUCGACGCCGCAGGCCGGGCGAUGGUCUACUUCAAACCCGGUCGCGACCCAGGGACGUCGUCUGCGUCGUCGCAGCAGCAUAUCUUGUACACGGUGGAGCGCGCGAUACAGAGUCUGGACCGCAUGCAGGGACGCGACCAGCUGGUGUUCUUGAUCGACUUCAACGGGUGGGGAAUCUCGCAGAUUCCAAACACUGACGUCUCGAUGGAGAUUGUCUCCAUCUUAAACGACCAUUACACAGAUGUGCUCGCGGAGGCGUACAUCGUCGACGCCCCGAGUUACUUCGAUGCGGUCUGGCGUCUCGUCUCCCUCAUGGUGCAUCCGGAGACGGCGAAGAAGGUGUUGUUUCUGAGCUCCAGGAAUCCGGACCAUGUGGAGGAACUCCGCAGAAAGAUUCCCCCCGGCUACCUCGAGUCCUGCAUUGGUGGAGAGUGCGAACUCGACUACGAGCACGACGCCUACUGGGAAGAAGAGCAGAAACAGUUCGCCGCCUUCGCGGACGCCCGACGAGAGGCGCUGCAGAGACUCAAGUCCGAGGAGCGACUGCAGCGCAGGGUCCGCAGGUGCCAAGGCGACACAGAGAGAAGCGUCGAGGAAGCGGAGGCAGGAGAACGCGAGGCGUGAGAAGCAGAAGAAUCCCCUUCGACGGGAAAAGCAGGACUCGUGAAUCAUGUGGAUGUGGAGAGAAGAAAGCUCGGUUUCAAGACUGUACGGAAGUCUGGACGCAGGCAACGACGGACAGAUCGACGUCCGGUUACUCGUCUCUUCUUUUUAGUGUGUGUCUGUCGGGCAGGUCUGCGAUUUUGCGGGGGAGAGGUGCAUGCGAGAAGUUUCUUCAUGAGGUCCGUGAGAAUCCUCGCGAGGCGGAACGGAGCAUAAAUCUGUGUUUCGGAUUUUCGCGGCGAAAGGAACCAAAACACUGGGUCGCAGUCGGCGACAGUUCUCAUAGCUUUUGCUUUGUAACAAGACACACGGACAGAGGAAAGAACAGCAGCUCUCCGACGUCCAGAGUUGACUGGUGCAGGGUCGGUCGAAUGCCUCGUUAAAAAUUUCUCA